UCGUUCAAAAUUACCACGAACCACGAAUGCCGAUUCGUGUUGUUGCGUCGUAUUAAUAAAAAGUUUCUCUGAAAGUUGUGUUAAUUUUGGAAUAAGCAAUCUAAUAUAACCGAAUCAACAAUGGAGUCAGAAGUAGUAAAGGAGAAAAUACACACAGAACCAAUGCUGAACGACCCGAAAUACAUAACCUUACUUAGCUUGAUUGUGCUUAUUUUUACACUUGUAUUCUGGUGGUUAUUCUCCCGCCGUCGCCACCAGAGGCGCUCGGUGCUGCUCACAGGGCUCUCGGACUCUGGCAAGACCCUGCUUUUUGUCCGACUGGCCUACUCGCAGUACCGUCAGACUUUCACAUCUAUGAAGGAGAAUGUGGAAGAUUAUGCUGUUGGUAAUAAAACCUUAAAGCUAGUCGACUUGCCUGGGCAAGAGAGGCUGCGGAACAAGUUCUUCGACCAGUACAAGAGCAGCGCCAAAGGCAUUGUCUAUGUCAUAGACUCGGAGACAGUGCAGAAGGAGAUCAGAGAUGUUGCCGAGUAUUUGUACACCAUCCUCUCCGACCCUACAGUGCAGAGCAACUCGCCUCCAGUGCUCAUUCUGUGCAACAAGCAGGACUUACCUCUGGCCAAAGGCAGUCAGGUGAUAAAGGGCUUGUUGGAGAAGGAACUCAACCUAGUCCGGGUGACCAAAUCCAACCAGCUGCAGUCCGUGGACCCGUCUGCGCCGAACAGCGCCUACCUCGGCAAGCCGGGGAAACCGUUCGAGUUCUCACAACUUAGCAGCAAACUCGAGGUGGUGGAGGGUUCAGCCAACGCGGACGACGACGAUGCGCCCACGCAGAUGAUCGCGCUGCAAGAAUGGAUCUCCAAACUUUAGGAUACACCUAUUUGUAUACGGACUGUGUAAUAAACAGACAUCGUUUUUAUAGCAUUUUCGGUACAGCGGAGCAGCGGAUUUAUCUAUACUAAUACCGUUAACACCACUCCGCUGCACCAAAAAUGCUAUAAAAUUUACUAUUUCUGGUAAUUAAUGAUAAUAUCCCGAGCAACACUACCUAACGAUCUCUAACCACAAUAUUGUAGGUAAACAACUUUAAGUGAAGCCCCUCUUGCAUAAAUUGAAAAGACCAUUCUGGCCUAGUGGUAGUGACCCUGCCUGUGAAGCCGAUGGUCCUGUGUUUCGAAUCCCGGUAAGGGCAUUUUGUGUGAAGAACACAAUAUUUGUUCCUGAGUCAUGGGUGUUUGCUAUGUAUAUAAGUAUGUAUUUAUCUAUAUAAAUACAGUGGAACCUGGAUAAUUGCAAUCUCAAGGGACCGGCCAGUUUUUGUCAAUUAACCAGGUUUUUCAUUUAAGCAGGUCGGGUCAAUUAACGAGGUUCAAAAAAUCGUUGUGUCAAUUAUAGAGGUUUUCAUUAAUAAAGGUUGCGUUCUGACAAAUUUCUUUUAUGGAGGUGCAAAUAACCAUUUAAAGUAGAUUUACACGCUUACGUUUUGGGUUUUUGGUCUACGAGUAUAUAUUGCUUCUGUCUAUACUUGCACUUUUACACUAGGUACAUUAAUUAUCACUUUAUUUUCUUAUCGUUUGGGUUUAAAAAAUUCCCUUGAAUUGUAGAGAAAGUUUUAUUAGAAUGUAAAAAGCAUACUUUGUUUUUUUUUUUAUCAAAACUAUUUCACCUACUACAGGCUGUGAUAGAUACCCAAUAAAUAAAUUGAAUUCUGGAUGGAGAUAUAAAUAAAAUUAUUAUUGCUAUUAAAAUAUUGUUUCUGCUGUCUACAAAGAACUACAUUAUUACAGAGGUAAUAAGUAAGACUCGUUUCGAUAAUAGAGGUAAAAACAAGAGCAAAAAUAACGGAUUUUUUUAGCACAGUGUCAAUUAUAGAGGUCUUAAGUUGCGAUGUGGUCAAUUACAGAGGCAAAAUUACGAAAAGCACUAAAAUCUAAAUUGCAAUUAUAGAGGUUCCAAAAUUUCAAUUAUAGAGGCCUUUUGGUCUCAAGGGACCGGGACCGGACUUUUGGUUGCAAUUAUUGAGGUUUUCCAUUUAUCCAGGUGCCAAUUAACCAGGUUUCACUGUAUGUAUUGUCGCCUAGCACCCAUAGUACUUUGCUUAGUUUGGGGCUAAGUUCAUCUAUGUAAGACGUUUAAGAUGUCCCCAAUACGUGUAGUUUAUGUACAAAAAAUAUCUUUCAGCUUCAUUAGCAUUUUAAUGUCUAUUAAUUUACACAUUUUAUAUUUAAUCCUCAUGAAAAAUAAACUAUAAACGGAAAGAAUUAAUCAUACUUAGCAUUAGUCUGCCAACCUUACGUUAAAUUACAUAUUUUAAUAUGAAAUACCUACUCACACUAAACUGCAAGAAGGAAUAAGGGAAAAGUUUUUUUAUCUAUAACGAUAUUUAUGUAUAGGUAUUGCUCGGGACGGCAUACAGUUAUGACUUUGUUAUAAGUGAAAAAGGCUAUUUGAAUGUAGAGGGCAGCACAGGAGCCCUUGUUUAAGUGUCAAAGUCAAGUUUAAGUCUCAGAUUUAAGCCACUAGAUGGCGAACUCGAACGGCGCGGUCCCUAUUGAUUCGGUUAAAUUAUGUUCUAAUGUAUGGGCAAGAAAAACUAAUUAUAGCCAGCAUUCUAUGAAUGUAGUAUGAUACCUUUGUGUAUGGUGCUUUACGCACACUAGCGUCCCUCCCCCUCCCCCUGACGCAACCCCCCCUUUUAGCAUGAAAUAUGUCCCGGUUUACGGUUUUUUUUUAUUUUUGAGAAAAGUAUUAGAGUUAGGAAAUAAGUUUCAAGGUAAGAAAUAAUCCUUAAUAAAUUUUAAACAAAAAAGGUUAUAUGCAACUUUUUAGUAAGACUCACCAUAUUCAUGUAUUAACUUGUUGAAGUUCAUUAUAAGUUAGUAUGUGAUAGUACUGAAAAAAAUUUUAUACGGAAAAUAAGCUUGCAAGGUUAUUGUCCUGUAUGAUUUCUUUUAGUACUAUCACGUACUAUAUUGAUCUUCUGCAAGUUUUUCAACGGUUAAAUUUUGUCGAAGUUCAUCUAGCCAUAGCAUGAAUAUGGUGCGUCGUAUCAAAAAAAUGAAUAUAACCUUUUUUGUUUAGAAUUUGAUAGGGAAUAUUUCUUUCAUUGACACUUUUUUCCUAUAUUCUAUACUUUCCCCAAAAAACAAAAAAAAGCACCAUACCCAAAGGUAUCAUACUACAUUCAUAGAAUGCUGGCUAUAAUUAGUUUUUCAAAAAACACAUUUUGACCGAAUUAUAUAUUAAAAGCGCUAAGACAACAAUGAAUGGUUUCCAAAAGUAUUUUUGUACUUAGAUGGUUUUAUGUGAGAUAUUGUUGAGUGGGUGGUUGAAUGUAAUGUUGUCUGCUAUUAAUGCAUUUAUUCGGAACAUAUUGUCGAGCAAAAUUUUUAAUAAAGCUUGCUUAAAUA
Messenger RNA from Cydia fagiglandana, 3410 nucleotides. It is a transcript of the gene SrpRbeta, whose product is annotated as signal recognition particle receptor subunit beta. The transcript has 6 exons. Gene Ontology annotation, cellular component: Golgi apparatus; cytoplasm. Bases 121 to 870 code for a protein of 249 amino acids. The record is from RefSeq and is a predicted model, not a curated record. Lineage: Eukaryota; Metazoa; Arthropoda; Insecta; Lepidoptera; Tortricidae. Gene Ontology annotation, molecular function: GTPase activity; GTP binding. Gene Ontology annotation, biological process: vesicle-mediated transport; intracellular protein transport.